Messenger RNA from Passer montanus (Eurasian tree sparrow), 348 nucleotides. RefSeq names its product cytosolic beta-glucosidase-like. The transcript is spliced from 3 exons. NCBI's taxonomy places the organism in Eukaryota, Metazoa, Chordata, Aves, Passeriformes, Passeridae. The record is from RefSeq and is a predicted model, not a curated record. Gene Ontology annotation, biological process: carbohydrate metabolic process. Gene Ontology annotation, molecular function: hydrolase activity, hydrolyzing O-glycosyl compounds. Bases 1 to 348 code for a protein of 115 amino acids.
AUGCUGUGUAUUCACCUGUCUUCUGCAGCCAGUGCUGGAGAUAUUGCUUUUCCAGUUGGAUUUGCUUGGGAUGCAGCUACAGCAGCAUAUCAAAUUGAAGAAGGCUGGAAUGCAGAUGGAAAGGGCCCUAAUGUCUGGGACAUAUUCACUCAUCAGGGAGGAGAUCGAGUUUUCAAGAACCAGACUGGUGAUGUAGCUUGUGGCAGAUACACUCUGUGGGAGGAAGAUUUGAAAUGUAUCAAACAGCUUGGAUUGACUCAUUAUUGCUUUUCUCUUUCCUGGUCACGUCUGUUACCUGAUGGGACGACAGGUUUCAUCAACCAGAAAGCAAUGACCGAUGAUUCUUGA